Coregonus sp. 'balchen' is the source of this 3661-nucleotide messenger RNA. The record is from the annotation of a GenBank genome assembly. Lineage: Eukaryota; Metazoa; Chordata; Actinopteri; Salmoniformes; Salmonidae.
AUACCACCGCAGCAAUGGAAACUGACAGCUGACUGAAUAAAUAUUUUCUCUGGCAAGUUUUUUUGUUUUUGUUUAGAAGCUAACUAGCUAGCUAGUCAAAGAUAUAAUGUUAACAAGCUACAUGCAAUUUAAAACUCAUGUUAUUAGCUAGCUAGCACCUCCCUCCAAUAACUUGGUUUUCUAGCUGUAUAAUCGCAUGGGGGUAGUUUAGCUAGCUAGCAAACUAACUAGCCAGUUACGUGAGCUGGCUUACGCUAGCUAACGUUAAUGCUAACUUUGCAAGUCAAGACAGAGGGAUUAGAUCACUAGCUAGCUAACGUUAGUUUACCAGUUACAAGCUCCACCAUGUUCCACGGGGAACGGGCUCCUCUUCCAACCUGUGGAGGCGGUCUGCUCCGCGGUAACCGCACGAGGUCAUACGGCAGUCUUGUACAAUCCAACCUUUCUCCGGUACGACAAAGACGAAUUCAACACCAAGUUCAACCAGGAGAGACGUUGCAAGGACUCGCGUUGAAAUAUGGAGUAUCUGUGAGUAGCUAUACAUUGGCAUUGCCAUUCUUCCAAAAUGUUUGAGUAUUUGAAAUGUUGGCCCAGCAGCCAGCCUAUCAAGAAGGAGUUUUCUACUGCAUGACAACUCAAAAUGGGCAAUUUGUAGGCUUAUGCUAUGGUGAUCACUUUCUUUACCUUCAUAAACCCACAUCGUCUGCAAUUUUCUCUUUUUAACAGAUGGAACAAAUCAAAAGAGCAAAUAGACUGUACACGAAUGACUCAAUAUUCCUAAAGAAGUCUCUUUCUAUCCCUGUGCUGUCAGACGACUACAGUGAUGUUAAUAAUGGGGUAGAUGUGACUGAGGAGGACUCAGGCCAGGUACAGGACAAUACAAGUAAAGAAGGCUCUACUCAAAAUGGGAAGCCAGUGAACAACUCUGAAAAGACACAAGAAGAAAUCACAUCAGAACUUUCUCCAAUGGAUUUCUUGAAAAGGAUGGAUGGUAUGAUCAGCCAGUCCAAGCAAGCAGCUGUGAAAAGAUGCCAAGAGGGAGAGAAACGGUAAAUAAACCCAGAUAAAGUCAUACCGUACGAUUCUGACCUGUCAUGAUCUAGUGGCCAGUCUAUGCAGAAAUCGCUCCGCCAUUUUCUGGUUGCAAAGAAUCUAAUAGUUUGCCUAAUUUCAGUUUGUGACGAAACAAGCAAGCAAGUAUAGUGUGGAGAAUUAUUGUACCAUCUAAUAUAUAUAUAUAUAUAUAUAUAUAUAUAUUAUUUUUUUUAAAUCCCAGCCCACUUCCCCGCAGGAGGCCUUUUGCCUUUUGGUAGUCCAUCAUUGUAAAUAAGAAUUUGUUCUUAACUGACUUGCCAAGUUAAAUAAAGCUAAAAAAAUAUAAUACAAUUGCUCACAUAGAACAGAUCUACCGCUUCUUAGACACUGCUUUAAACGAGAAUGACAGAUCUAUAACACACAUUUCUAUGUGAAUUUGGUCGGGUCACCAAAAAGUUACAUAUUGCAGCUUUAACUUUGAUGAAAUGCUAAUAUCAAUUUAAAGGAGUAGGGUGUCAAUGUGAUGAUGUCAUGACAUACCCCCCCUUACCCCACCCCCCAAAAAAAUAAAAUAAAAAUAAAAAUAAAAAAUACAUAUUGGAAAGUGGUUAUCCCACUGGCUAUAAGGUGAAUGCACCAAUUUGUAAGUCGCUCUGGAUAAGAGCGUCUGCUAAAUGACGUAAAUGUAAAUGACAUCAAUGGCAUGUCAUUAUGUCAGGUUCCCAAACCUUUUUGGCCCGCAACCCCAUUUUGAUAUAAAAAAAUUGCGCCACCCCACCAUGUAAAAAAAUGUAUGUAAUAAACGGCCAAUGUUUACUAAUUUAAAUUGGGGCUAAGACAGUCUAUUACAAAUCAGUCUGAAAGUACUUUUGACAGUAUUUCAAUCUGAAGGAAGUAUGGUUUGAAGUGACAGAAAUGCAACAGAAGGGUAUAGGGAAGUUCAGAAGAUCAUCAAGCAAUAUUUUGUAUGAUAUUCUGUUUAAAAAAAGUCUGAUUUAGUUCCUGGUCUUUUCCACUCUUUUAAUGAUUCCUCUGCGGCUUUGUGGGCAUUGUAGAGGGAAACAAAGCCUUAUCUUUGAGUGAUGGGGUCAUAAUAUUUUGUAGCUUAAACGGUUCAAAAGAUGGAGCCAAAUUUGUAGGAAGCAAACAGAAACCGAUCUGUUUAUUGCAACCGAAUCUAGCGGCAACUGGAGGUUACUGACGUAACCCCGGUUCUAUAAACCAAACGCAAUUUAAAACAAAUGUAUUUAAGUUUCUCGCGACCCCAUAGUUUGGGAAACACUGUAUUAUGUGCUUAACUCUUCAUAUAAUGCUUGAUUUAGUCAAGCUUAUGUUUAUUUCACCUGUUUGGGUUUUCCUUCACAGAUUGACAUCUUUGGAAGCAGCUUGUACCAGCAAGACAACAGACCGUCGAUUUACGAGGUCAAACAGUGUCACGGUCACCUUCCUCUCCCAGAAUGCAUCAGCAAGCCAUACUUGGGGCAGUGCCCUCACCAUCACCAAAUGCACCAAGAAACUGAGAGAAAGAGAGGAUGAGAUCUUUGAGUUGUGAUUUAAUUGCCUCUGUCAGGCAGAUCAUGGGACACAUGUACUAAUGCAAAAGUCAAAGGGAUUGACCUCCAAGCUAAUCUGGCAUUACAGAUUUAGGAGAGUUCUGAUUUUCACUGAUGAGUAACCUGCUGCUCUAUGGACUAGGUACUUGAAAGUUGGUCCUUAGCACUGUUGAUAUAAUUGUUUUUUGCUGGGAGGAUGAGUUUCAUUUGGACAUAUAAGAAGACUUCUUAUUAAGCAAGUAAUUAACUAUUACCAAGUUAUUUAAAGUUGUAGUACAUUGAUUACAUAUUAUAUAUUUGCCAUGUCCAGAACAGCACUGUCUGGUUGUCUGUUUACUACAGAAAAUGAGAGUCAGAAUGUGGUACUUUGUUGAGUUGUGUUUGUAUGUUAGUGUGAUCAUGUAACUCUCCAAGUUAUGCGCCUUUAAAUGUAUUUAUGUUUGGCGACAGGCGCUAGAUCAUGUGAGUUAUCCUACCUCGUAGUGUCUUAUGCAAUGUCAGAAAUGUGAGAAAUAUGCAAGUCUUGGAGAACCAAUAGAAGUUGACUAUACAUUUUUUAUUUAUUAUUGAAGCCAAUGUGAGUUGGCAUAGCCUAGUCUUCAUCGGGUGUUUGUGACAAUUAUGCAAUGAUGUACAUAUUUAUUUUUAGAAGAAUGCUGAGCAUUGCACUUUCUUUAUCUGAUCUUGGCACUAGGUUGUAGUCAGUGGUAAGGUUGCCUUGGUAUUUAAUUUAAUUUAUGGAUGUAUUGUUACAGUACCAAAUUGGCCAUACUCAAUCAUAGUGAGGAACUUGUUGUAUCUCCUUGCUAUUUCUAGGGAAAGGCAAAACGAUAUUCCUCUGGUAUAGUUUCCUUUUUGUUUCACACUGUAAACUUUUCUGCUGUUUAAAUAAAUCCAUAGGUGUAGUUGCGACAUACAAGAUACAAUUUAUUUUGCCAUAGUUAUUUCAGAAACAUCUGGCCUGGUUACUUGUUUUGAUAUGUGAUGUUACUGUUGGUUCACUAGUUUUGUCCCUAUUUUACCCAGGUAUUUCCAUUUUGCCCACUACCUACAGUACCAGUCCAAAGUUUGGA